Ruditapes philippinarum (Manila clam) is the source of this 1289-nucleotide messenger RNA. RefSeq names its product serum paraoxonase/arylesterase 1-like. The record is from RefSeq and is a predicted model, not a curated record. The transcript has 9 exons. Bases 95 to 1201 code for a protein of 368 amino acids. Lineage: Eukaryota; Metazoa; Mollusca; Bivalvia; Venerida; Veneridae. Gene Ontology annotation, molecular function: arylesterase activity.
AAUAGGUGAAGGUUAUGGAAUAAGAAAACAAAACAACGAACGAAACUAUAAAUUUAUUUCACAAUCAUUUUAAUGUAUAAAUCAAACUUAAGCAAUGUUUGGUUCCGCAGCUAAGCUAGUUUUCCUCGGUUUUAUCCUUAAACAGAUUUUGGACUAUAGGGACUGGUUGGAUUUUGACCGUGAAAUUAUUUUCUCUGUUGCUCCUGGGAAAUGCCGAAUUGUUCUCCAUGAGGGAGGCUCGGAGGAUUUGACUCAUAUUGGUAAUGGUGUCGUUGUGUUUUCAACGGGUUUAGAGGCUUCAGAAGGAUUGAUAAAAGCAGUUGAUUUAAACAAAAGUCUAGAGGCGUUUACUCUCAAUAUUACAAAUGCUCCUGCCAGGAAUGAUUUUAUGUCCAAACCCCAUGGAUUGUCCACAUGGCGAGAUCCCAAUACUGGGAAGCGAUAUCUGUAUGUAAUAUCACAUGCCACAGAAGAAAGUAUUGAAGCAUUUGAGAUUGAAGAUGAUUUGAAUUUAAGAUACCUUAAAACGUUUACAGACUCGAGUUUUAGAUUUGUAAACGACCUAGUCGUUGUCGGGAAGGAUAAGUUCUACACUUCACAAUUUGCUUAUUGUUCCAUCCAUGACGAAUCAUAUAAAAUAAACCUUGAAUGGCUCUCCCAUUGGAAAAGUGGAAAAGUGUUUUACUUUGAUGGUCACAGAGCUCGGGUUGUGGCAUCAAACCUCCGUCAACCAAAUGGAAUCAAUGUUUCCCCGGACGGAAAGGUGUUGUAUCUAGCAGAAUGGGGAGCAAAGACUUUAAGAGCAUAUAGAAGGGAAACUAGUAACAAUCUUGUUGAAUUAUGGAGUACGUAUCUUGGAACUGGUAUUGAUAAUAUCGAAGUACAACAAGACACCGGCGAUCUUUGGAUCGGAUCCCAUCCCGUUAUGUGGAAAACCAUUAGUCUUAUAAACAUAUUUGGAGAGAAACUUCCCGGUCAGGCGUUGCGAAUAAAGAUGACUGACAAUGCUAUCUCCGAGAUUGAAGAAGUUUACUCCGAGGAUGGCAAUAUGUUAUCAGGAACAUCAUCAGCAACGUAUGUCAAUGGGAAGCUAGUGAUUGGAACCGUGUCCAAGAAGGCCGCAAUAUGUGAUAUGGACUAUUUGUCAGACAAUGGUGAUUCGGAAAGUGACAAGCUUCCCGGGACAUAUAUUAACAUUUGAAUACUUGUAGAUGUUUUACUACAACCUUUGUCAAAUAACUUUUUACAUGUUUUUAUUAUCAUACCACUUAAAUAAAUGUUGGUUAAAA